Messenger RNA from Exophiala spinifera, 2229 nucleotides. RefSeq lists its product as uncharacterized. Lineage: Eukaryota; Fungi; Ascomycota; Eurotiomycetes; Chaetothyriales; Herpotrichiellaceae. Gene Ontology annotation, molecular function: DNA-binding transcription factor activity, RNA polymerase II-specific; DNA binding; zinc ion binding. The record is from RefSeq and is a predicted model, not a curated record. Gene Ontology annotation, biological process: DNA-templated transcription; regulation of DNA-templated transcription. The coding region runs from base 1 to 2229 and encodes 742 amino acids. The transcript has a single exon.
AUGACGCCCGCCAGCUCAACGUCCUCCAGCGACUUCUACCACCGCCAUACGCCCAAGCGUAUGCGGCUGGGCACCAGGAGUUGCGCCGAGUGCCGCCGGCGAAGGGUACGUUGUACUUUUCCCUCCGAUGGCCGAGCGUGUGAAGCGUGCAGCCUUCACGGGGUGGAUUGUGUUCCUCAGAAGCCCACGGGCCAGGGAAAAGGUGCCCAAUAUGAUCCGGAAAAGGUCGAACUGCAGCGAAGGCUUGCCAACUUGGAAGCCAUGGUGCGCCAGAUCUCGACCUCUGCGAACAUUGAGCCGGAGACCACGACAUGGGCUCAGUUGCAACUAGACAGUCAGAAGCGACUCCAGUCCCCGUCGGUAGCGCUGGAAGCGGAUUCUAUAGCCUCGAGCACGAGAUUCUCCAAGCUGUCUGAUACAGACCUGCCAACUGAUAGCGCAGAUGAGAUGGACCAGUUCGAGGAUGCACCACUGGUCACCCUCUUCAAAGAUGCCUUGAAGAUAGAAAGACCUCCACCUGAGAAGGACGGAGCAAGGUACAGUACGGACUACAGGAUCACGGCUGUCAUCGAAGAUAUCAGUCCAGCACUGCCGACUCUGGAUGACCUAAGACUCGUCCUCGAAGCCAGUCAGAGGUUCUGGUCCAUAUGGCCUAUGCGCCCACCAGGUCAAGGAGCAACUGGUGCCUCUCGCAUACUACUGGCACAAAACUUCAUCGUAGACUCAUUAAACUCCGGUCGACCUGUGAUUAUGGCCAAAGCCCUUGUCUGGCUCACACUCUGCAUGCACCAACUCCCUCGAGAUUUUGCGUGUCAGGGCACAGAAUUCCGACGCUCUCGAGGCCACGUCCUCAAGCGCUUCCUCAAUGCGGCGGAUACCCUUCUCUCGAUCGAAGGAGAGACCGGUCAGGGUCAAGGCAAGGAUCUGCUGGAGUGCCUAGAGCUCCAGGUGAAAGUCUGCAUUGACCUGGGCAGACCACGCAAGGCCUGGCUGACCAACCGACGCGCAGUCAACACAGCCAUGCUCCUUGGCUUUCAGAACCAUGACACCACUGCCACCGACGAGCAAACGGCUAUUUGGAAACAGCUCUGGCAUGCAGACCGUCUGCUAUCACUCGUCCUUGGUUUGCCCUGCGCCAUUUCCGACACCCAUCCAAGCCUGGCCAAGGACUGCGCAGGACCCACGAUCGAAUCACAAGUCUCUCAUGAGCUGGCCCUCAUAGCUGGGCGCAUCGUCGAUCGGAACAUGAAUCACAAGACCGUCAACUACUCUGUGACCAUGGACAUUGAUCAAGACCUGGAACGAUGCAAGAGUCGAAUGCCCCUGUCGUGGCGGAAACCCGAGUUCGACACCACUCUACCUUUUGAACUCGCGCACGGCCAACAGAGCAUCAAGCUAUUUUUCUUCAGCAUGUGGAAGACGCUCCACCUGCCGUAUAUGUUCAAGUCUUCGUCGGACAGACGAUACGAGUACAGCAGGAUCGCGGCGCUGGAGGCGUGUCGAGACUGCAUCAGGGUUUACAAGGGACUGCGUGACAACAAAUCCGGCGAUGUGCCCGUCAUCUGCGACCUCAUGGACUUUUUGGCAUUCAGUGCCACCGUCACUCUCGUAAUUCACCUACUUUCGAGGUCUUCGAAGAGUGGCGUUGAUGGCGUCGGCCUCGAGGAAACAGAAGACUGGGACCUCGUGCACAGCGUGAGUGCCGUGCUGAGCGACGUGGCGAACAAGCUGUCUUGCAGCGUCGCUGGACAAGGCUCGAAUCUCUUGGAUAGGCUCAUCAUGGCUCGUCGCGGCAAGUACGCUGAUACGGAGCCCUUCGAGGCCGUCAUUCCGUAUUUUGGGAAAGUUCGGAUCGGCAGGAUUCCCAGGGUAGUGAAGGCAAAACCAACAACACAGGUGCAGACGCCGGGUCCCCAGAUGUCAGCAGGUCUAGGCGCCAUCGUGGACGGUCAAUCCCAGUCAGUUGUGGCCCAGUCUCAAUCUUCAAUAACGUCCCCGACUACCUUGGGACUGUCAUCAUCGUCGGUGUCGGCUUCCUCAUCAUCGUCGCAGGACCUAACGUCCGUAAACACGGUCGAAUUCAACCUCAGCGACACGACUUCAUUCGGACAGUGUCCGAUGGAUGAAUGGAUGUCGGAUGCCGAAUUGACCGUGGACUGGGAGUCUUUCAUCGACGUCAACAUGAAUUAUGACUGGAGUCAAUUUUUCGAGAGUGCAAUGCCUGAUUGA